Molecule: messenger RNA, 213 nt
Organism: Perkinsus marinus ATCC 50983
Lineage: Eukaryota; Perkinsozoa; Perkinsida; Perkinsidae
Exons: 2
Coding region: 1-213 (70 amino acids)
Source: RefSeq, a predicted model, not a curated record
AUGGCCGCCGCUGAGUUGGCAAGACGUAAGAAGGAGACUGAGGAGGCGAAGGUUAAUGAAAGGCAUAGACAGCGAUUGCUCUCCGAACGCCUUAUGCUUCUCGGUCGAGUACGCGGUGCCUUGAAAAAGUCUGACGCUUCUUCUCAAAGUCUACGGACUCUCCUCGAGAACAUUCAUGACAUUCUUGCCGCAAAGGGUGCUACAUCAUCGUAG